Boleophthalmus pectinirostris (great blue-spotted mudskipper) is the source of this 2868-nucleotide messenger RNA. RefSeq names its product adhesion G protein-coupled receptor E1. Lineage: Eukaryota; Metazoa; Chordata; Actinopteri; Gobiiformes; Gobiidae. Gene Ontology annotation, cellular component: membrane. Gene Ontology annotation, biological process: adenylate cyclase-activating G protein-coupled receptor signaling pathway; cell surface receptor signaling pathway. The record is from RefSeq and is a predicted model, not a curated record. Gene Ontology annotation, molecular function: G protein-coupled receptor activity; calcium ion binding. The annotation marks the transcript as partial. The transcript is spliced from 18 exons.
UUCUGCUCAUCUGCCUCACGGGGGCGCACCCAAAAGCGUGCAAGUUAGGACUUCAAUUUACGAAUGGUAAAUGUGAAGAUUUGAAUGAAUGCCAGGAUGAAGAAGAUUAUCCUGACAUUGAAGGAAAAUGCGGCCAGAACGCCAAAUGCAUCAAUACUGAAGGCAGCUUCCAUUGCAGGUGCCACGAAGGAUACUGGACUCAGGGGGAAAAUAAUGUCUCAUUCAAUGCUUCAGCCUCUAAAACAUGUAUAGAUAUCAAUGAGUGUUUGGAGGAUCCAGACAUCUGUGGUCCACAUGCUACAUGCAUAAACAGUGCUGGAAGUUACAGCUGUUUGUGUGGUGAUGGAUUUGUCUCAUCCAAUGGAAAAGAAGUGUUUCGCAAAGUGGACAAUGUCUCAUGUAUAGACAGCGAUGAAUGUCUAGAGAAGGACAUCUGUGGUAAAAAUGGAACUUGCAAAAACUCAAAUGGAAGUUAUUCCUGUGUUUGUGAUGAAGGAUUUGUACUGAGCCAUGAUAAACAAUGUGAAGACAUUUGUGUGAUCAAUAACACAAUCUGUGGGAAUGGGACCUGCCACCUCGGAGCCAGGGGCCAUUACUGCGUGUGCCACUCAGGGUUCUCCAACUACGGCAUUGAACAGUCACGCUGCACUGAAUUGAACUGUGAUGUAUUGGAAGAUAUGACCAGCCAGAAGAAGGUCUUCGGCCCUGCUUAUGAUCUUAUGGUGAAACUGAAAGACCGAUGUAAAGAAAUUUCAGAAAGUAGAGUAUCCACGAUUCUUGACGGAGAGGAGAUGAUAGAGCUUCUGUUGCCCCUGAUCGACCAGCUCCUGUCCGGCAAGCCUUUCCGUGAUAACAGGAAAGUCUCCACCUUUUUGGAUGCGGUUGAGGGCAUUUUGAGGCUCAUUGGGCCCUUCAACACGCCCCCAGGAGUGAAGAAAUCCUCCAACUACACAGAUUUGGAGCUGCAUGUGCACAAAGGAAGCAUCUUGCCCCAAGGAAGAGUGGAAUUAUCACUGAAGCAAACCAAGUUGGAUAUAGAGAUGGAGACAGUUGCAGGGGAGCCCUCUCGGUAUCCAGGUUUUGCCGCAGUGUCAUUUCUGAGCUACAGGAAGUUAAAUGAAUCAGCAGAUGGCUUUUUUGAAGGUGUGAAAAAACAGAACAGAGAAAAACACAUAUUGAACUCCAACAUAGUGACAGUCACCGUUAGUAACCAGGACACAACAGACCUAAACAAACCUGUCUUCAUUACAUUAAAUCAUCUGCAACAGUUAAACCAGACAUCCCAUUGUGUGUUCUGGAAUUCUUCUAUGAAUGGAGGGGCGUGGUCUACUCACGGGUGUAAAGUUAACGAGUCCAAUCCCAAAUAUACAGUGUGCUCUUGUAACCAUCUGAGUAGUUUUGCAGUUCUAAUGGCCCUCUAUGAAGUGGACAAAUUCGAGUUGGAGCUCAUCACUUGGAUUGGCCUGUCCCUGUCUCUGGUUUGUCUGUUCAUCUGCAUUUUGACGUUUGGGCUGAUCCGCGCCAUCCAGAGUCAAAGAACCAAGAUCCACCUGCAUCUCAGUAUAAGCCUCUUCUUAGCCUUUGCCAUUUUCCUGAUCGGCAUAUCUCGCACCGAAAACAGGGUCGGCUGUGCAGUGGUAGCAGGUCUGCUCCAUUUCUUCUUCUUGGCUUCAUUUUGCUGGAUGUGUCUGGAGGGCAUACAGCUCUUCAGAAUGGUUGUGCUGGUCUUUAACACCUCCUUCAGAACAGUCUACCUGAUGGCAGCCGGCUAUGGAGUCCCAGCAGUAAUUGUGUCUAUCUCGGCCCUAGCUAAUGUCAAGGGAUACGGCACGGAGAGAUAUUGCUGGUUAAGCCUGGAUUCUAUUUGGGCUUUUUUUGGGCCUGCCUGUGUCAUCAUUUUUGUCAACAUCUUCUUCUUCCUGAUCACUGUGUGGAAAUUGGCCCAGAAGUUUGCAAGUCUAAAUCCUGAUCUUGACAACCUCCAAAAAAUAAAGACAUUCACUAUCACUGCAGUGGCUCAGCUCUGCGUACUGGGAACAAUGUGGAUCUUUGGCUGUUUCCAGUUUGAGGAAACAACAAUUGCCAUGUCGUACCUUUUCACCAUCUUUGCUAGUCUUCAAGGAGUUCUCAUUUUUAUUAUGCAUUGCUUAUGUUCUAAACAGGUAAGAGAUGAGUACAAAGACAUAUUGGCUAGAUGUUGUGCACCACAGAAGAAAACAUACUCCGAGUUUGGAUACACCACCAAAGCUCAGGGAACCAGGAGCACACAAGAGACAGGAGAUUCAAAUAUGUGACAAGCAGAGUGAGGACUGGAGAGGAGUCUACUAUUACUGUAAUUUCAAAGAUCAGCAUCUGCCUUGGAGCUGCUGGUCUGGUGGUUUACUGCACUGCUGUAAAAUGCUUAAAUUCCAACUUGAACUUUUUUCCAUUUUGUUAGACACAGUUAAUUUCAAAAUAGGAAAGCCUAAACAGUUAGAAUUAAAAAUGUUUCUAGAAUUGCUAGAAAUGCAAAGUGUCAGGAAAAUGGCCCUUUGUUAAACACAUACUGUAUUUUGGUCCAGUAGUCUGUAAUUUUCUAGUCUCCUCGUGCAGUCUAAUAGGUACUUCACAUCAAAUUAGAUAUACAAAUCAUAACAAUAGCAUGUGUAGUACACUGUAAUGCUAUAUACUAUAUUUUGAAUGGAUGUAAAAUGUUUCCUAUAUGAGAUGUUAUGAAAUAUCCCUUGAAUGUAAAUAUGGAUUCUGAUCUUAUUCGUACAUAACUGUUUAUAUUAUCAACAAAGUGCUUUAAACUGUUUAUACUGCAGGUCUGUGUAAAUGUUGUAAACAAAAUGUCUUUCUUAACCUAAUAUAUUUUCACAUCAUUGA